UUCAUCUCCCCUCUCUCCUCUCACCUUCUUGGUCGCCAUCUCCCCCUCGUUGUUGUCAUCCCCCGCAGCCUCUCGCCGGAGAGGCGGUCUCCGGCGCCUCUCCCUCUCUUUCUCUUGUUGGGGUGACUUCGCCGCCAUCACCUCUCCUUCACUCUCCGUGCUCUUCCUUCCGACUGCCAAUGGACUCCAUCGCCGCCGCCCUCCCCCAUGCUUCCAUGGCGGCCAUUCACGCCUUCCAAGCCCCUCCACGUCGCUUGCGUUUCUGCAUCUCCGCCUCCACCUCCUCCCCGGCGGCCAUUACCCCACAGCUCGAGGCGUCGCGCUCUCCGGCGCUUCCUCUUCUCAAGGUGACCACGGAGUCCUUGCAGUAUGAAAGUGGCUACCUUGGUGGUAUAUCGGAGAAGACUCCUCUUCGUUCCGGCGAGAGAAGCGGCGAGGAUGGUGCCCUUAACCCGAUGGCGUAUCUUACGAGCAUUCUUUCGUCUAAGGUUUAUGAUGUCGCCAUUGAAUCCCCCCUUCAGCUUGCUUCGAAGUUGUCUGAGAGGCUAGGGGUUAAUUUGUGGCUCAAAAGAGAGGACUUGCAACCUGUGUUCUCGUUUAAAUUGAGGGGAGCUUAUAAUAUGAUGGCAAGGCUUUCAAAAGAGCAGUUGGAGAAAGGGGUUAUCUGCUCGUCAGCUGGAAAUCAUGCUCAAGGUGUUGCAUUGUCUGCUCAGAGACUAGGCUGUGAUGCUGUGAUUGCAAUGCCAGUCACAACACCUGAAAUUAAGUGGAAAUCUGUUGAGAGGCUAGGUGCUACAGUGGUUCUUGUUGGAGAUUCUUAUGAUGAAGCACAGUUAUAUGCUAAGAAAAGGGCAGAGCAGGAAGGCCGCACUUUCAUACCUCCUUUUGACCAUCCUGAUGUAAUUAUGGGGCAGGGAACUAUUGGAAUGGAAAUAAUUCGGCAGUUGAAAAGCCCAGUGCAUGCAAUUUUUGUACCUGUUGGAGGUGGAGGGUUAAUUGCAGGAAUCGCCGCAUAUGUAAAGCGAGUUCGCCCUGAGAUAAAGAUAAUUGGAGUGGAGCCAUAUGAUGCAAAUGCAAUGGCGUUAUCUUUACAUCAUGGGCAGAGAGUCAUGCUAGAGCAGGUGGGGGGCUUUGCUGAUGGUGUGGCUGUCAAAGUUGUUGGAGAAGAAACUUUCCGAUUAUGUAGGGAGUUGGUAGAUGGAGUGGUUCUUGUUGGUCGUGAUGCUAUUUGUGCUUCUAUAAAGAAUAUGUUUGAGGAGAAAAGGAGCAUCUUGGAACCAGCUGGUGCUCUUUCCCUAGCAGGUGCAGAAGCAUACUGUAAGUACUAUGGCUUGAGGGAUGAGACUGUAGUUGCAAUUACUAGUGGAGCAAAUAUGAACUUUGAUAGGCUGAGGUUAGUUACUGAACUUGCUGAUGUUGGUCGGAAACGAGAGGCUGUUCUUGCAACUUUUCUUCCAGAGGAGCGGGGAAGUUUUAAGCAUUUUGUUGAAAUGGUUGGUCCAAUGAACAUCACAGAGUUCAAGUACAGAUAUGAUGCCCGUGGAGAAAAAGCACUGGUUCUUUACAGUGUUGGAUUACAUACUGAAAGUGAUCUAGGAGCUAUGGUAAAUCGCAUGGAGAGCUCACAGCUCAAGACGGUGAACCUGACCAACAAUGACUUGGCAAAGGAUCACCUACGGCACCUUAUGGGAGGCAGGACAAAUGUGGGCAAUGAACUUUUGUGCCGGUUCGUAUUCCCCGAGAGGCCAGGUGCUCUUAUGAAAUUCUUGGAUGCUUUCAGUCCUCGUUGGAAUAUUAGCUUGUUCCAUUAUCGAGCACAGGGUGAGACAGGUGCAAAUGUGUUAGUUGGAAUCCAAGUCCCGAAUGAGGAAAGAAAAGAAUUCCAAAAUCAAGCUCAGACCCUUGGCUAUGAAUAUGCCUAUGAGAUUAACAAUGAGGCGUAUCGGCUUUUGAUGCAGUGACUGCCAAAUCAAGAAUUAUAACAAUUGAUGCUGGUAGUGUUUUUGCUCUAAGAUCAAACUGCCGGAAUCUUGAUACGCCUGCCAACACUGAAGGUAUUUAAGACCAAGUAUCGGUUGAACUUCUUUUACCUCUAAUCCUAUAUAUUAUCUGAUAAUUGCCUCGAUGAGUAUCGGAAACCUUCUCCUGUUGUUGUUCUUGUUGUCAUUAGCCUUUUCGUUAUUAUGUGACUCUAAAACUGUCCAUGAUGGUAAUGUUCUAAUUUGCCAGGCCACGAUGCAAGUUAAACAUUCCAAAUUAUUUAACUUAAUGUUAAACCUGGCAAGCUACUUUGCAGAAAGUUUUUAUACAUUUGAUUUGGAGAAA
Molecule: messenger RNA, 2325 nt
Organism: Dioscorea cayenensis subsp. rotundata (Guinea yam)
Lineage: Eukaryota; Viridiplantae; Streptophyta; Magnoliopsida; Dioscoreales; Dioscoreaceae
Product: threonine dehydratase 1 biosynthetic, chloroplastic
Exons: 10
Coding region: 180-1961 (593 amino acids)
Biological process (GO): L-threonine catabolic process
Molecular function (GO): threonine deaminase activity; pyridoxal phosphate binding
Source: RefSeq, a predicted model, not a curated record